Dujonia railenensis is the source of this 291-nucleotide messenger RNA. The record is from the annotation of a GenBank genome assembly. Lineage: Eukaryota; Fungi; Ascomycota; Pichiomycetes; Serinales; Debaryomycetaceae.
AUGGGCGAUUUAUUUGAUAACUUCUUUACUAAAAUAGGAACUGCUAUGAACGGUGGUAAGUCUCAUCCACAUUACUCUGGAUCUUCCCAAGUCAAUGCAGGACCUUUCUACAACUAUCACUCUUCAGCAACCAACAAUAAGUAUUGGUUACCAAGAUCUGACAUGAGAAAUACAAUGGAAAAGUUGGAUAAUACCAAUAACACAUUAAGGCAGAAUUCUGUUGGUUCAUAUGAAUCAAUGGAUGGUGAAAAGAGUAGAAACAAUAGUGUAUCCUCAGAAAAUCUUGAGUAA